AUGUUCACUCGUUUGAGCCGCACUUGCAUCCCAAAGGGCGUGAGCGUUCAGCGCCGUUUCUUCAACAUCCACGAGUACCAGUCGAAGGCCAUUCUGAAGGAAGGCGGCUGCAAGACAGAGUUUGGCAUCCCGUGCCGUACCCUCGAGGAGGUGGAGGCCGCUCUGGGGAAGAUCAAGACGGAAAAGAAGGUCGUCAAGUCGCAGAUCCUCGCCGGUGGCCGUGGCAUGGGCACAUUUGAAGAUGGCUUUAAGGGCGGCGUACAUGUCUGCAAGAACGCCGCGGAGGCCCUUGAUUGUGCCAAGAAGAUGCUGAACAAAACGCUUGUGACGAAGCAGACGGGACCCAAGGGACAGAGGGUGAAUUUGCUUUACGUCACUGAGGCUGUGACGGGUAUCAAGCGUGAGCUCUACCUUGCACUUCUGCUUGACCGCAAGACAGCCUCGCCAAUGUUUAUUGGAAGCGCCGAGGGUGGUAUGGGCAUCGAGGAGCUUGCGCAGAAGUGCCCCGAGAAGAUCAAGCGGAUGCGCAUUAAUGUUCAGGAAGGCAUCAGCCAUGACAACUGCGUGGCCUUUGCAAAGGAGCUCGGUUUCAGUGGUCGCGCUGCUGAAAACGCAGCGGAGCAGGUGAAGGCGCUCUACAACGUUGGCAAGUCGAAGGACUGCACGCAGGUGGAGAUCAACCCACUUGUGGAACUGGAGAACGGCGAUGUCAUGUGCAUUGAUGCGAAGCUUUCUUUUGACGACAACGCUGAGUUCCGCCAGAAGGACAUCUUCAGCCUUGCGGACGACACGCAGAUUGACCCCAAGGAGGUGCUUGCCAAGAAAUAUGACCUCAACUACAUUGCCCUGGAUGGCAACGUCGGCUGCCUUGUAAAUGGUGCUGGUCUCGCAAUGGCGACAAUGGACCUCAUCUCCAUGAACGGCGGAAGGCCCGCGAACUUUCUUGACGUUGGCGGCAGCGCCACGAAGGAGCAGAUCGUGGCCGCCUUCCAGAUCAUUACAGGCGAUGAAAAGGUCAAGGGCAUUCUUGUGAACAUCUUUGGUGGCAUCAUGCGUUGCGACAUUAUCGCGGAGGGUAUUGUGGCGGCCUCACGCGAACUGAAGGGCCGCAACAUCCCUGUUGUUGUGCGUCUCAGCGGCAGCAAAGAGGAGGAGGGCAAACGCAUUCUACAGGAGAGCGGCCUCCCGCUCCACCCCGCCCGCAACUUCGAGGAGGCAGCCAAGCUCGCCUGCAAACUCGCGGCGGAGUCAGCGUAA
Molecule: messenger RNA, 1257 nt
Organism: Trypanosoma cruzi
Lineage: Eukaryota; Euglenozoa; Kinetoplastea; Trypanosomatida; Trypanosomatidae
Product: succinyl-CoA ligase [GDP-forming] beta-chain, putative
Exons: 1
Coding region: 1-1257 (418 amino acids)
Biological process (GO): tricarboxylic acid cycle; succinyl-CoA metabolic process
Cellular component (GO): succinate-CoA ligase complex; mitochondrion
Molecular function (GO): ATP binding; succinate-CoA ligase (ADP-forming) activity
Source: RefSeq, a predicted model, not a curated record